Molecule: messenger RNA, 888 nt
Organism: Lecanosticta acicola
Lineage: Eukaryota; Fungi; Ascomycota; Dothideomycetes; Mycosphaerellales; Mycosphaerellaceae
Source: the annotation of a GenBank genome assembly
AUGGCGUCGGGCGCUCUGCGGUUCCGAACGCCACAUAUCGAAGAACUCCCCUCCGCGCACACGAGACAGGCGCCUGGAUUUGCGUGGGUGGCGGUCUCUGCUGGGCCCGCCGCGGCGGCGGAUCCUGCGAAGACCUGGGGCACGUUGCAUAAGAAGCGGCCGAGGACUACGGGGGGAGGGCAGACGGACGGCCAGAAGGAGGCGCUGUCGGCACGACGGCAGAGGGAGGCCGAGCGGAAGGUGAAAGAGUUGAACAGUGAUCCGGGACGAGAUGCGCACGUUGCGAUUCCCAAGAAGGAGGGCGGAAGCGGUGGCGGUGGUGGAGGAGUCGUGAGAGCGGGUAAGACGCCCAAUACGAAGAAGAUUCUGGCUAGUGGGAAGACAUUUGCACAUUACCUGGACGACGAAGAGGCGGAGAUUGCGAGGACGGGGAGGCGAGAGGUGGAUAUGGAACCGGUGCCGGUGUCAGUGCAGAGAGCGAGUAAGACUCCGAUUGCAAGACGAAAGUCUUCCCAGCUUCAGCGGGAGGAGGGCAGUGUGAGCGGGAGCCCUGCUCCUUCUGCUGUACCUCUGCCGCAACAGCCCGCAUCGAUACCUGGCGACGACACAAUGGAUGUGGAUGUGGAUGCCGAUGCCGAUGACAGUUCAACACCACUCCCACCCUUACCGACGCCAGCUGAGAUGGAAGCCCUACUGAACGCUCCACCCCUCACAUACAACCAAGCACGAGCCGGACCUCCUCCGCCCGGCGCGCCGCCUGCACGCAAGUUCUGCGAGAUCUGCGGCUACUGGGGCCGCGUGAAGUGCAUGAAAUGCGGCAACAUGACCUGCAGCGUCCUCUGCAAGGAUGCACACGACGAGAACAAGUGUUUGAAGUUCUACGCGUGA